This is a messenger RNA of Saccharomyces eubayanus, 1254 nucleotides long. RefSeq names its product Mrx9p (gene MRX9). The coding region runs from base 1 to 1254 and encodes 417 amino acids. The transcript has a single exon. The record is from RefSeq and is a predicted model, not a curated record. Lineage: Eukaryota; Fungi; Ascomycota; Saccharomycetes; Saccharomycetales; Saccharomycetaceae.
AUGUUUAGACUGCCAUUGGGAUUAGUCAUCAGAGGAAAAACGGUUGCGAACAUCCAGACAUUCAAUAGCACAAGACUUUUUAAUCCAUGUUUGUUUAGACAAUUAAGUGUAUCUUCUAAACCGUUACCGUUGUUACGUGUACCUUCUAGUGGCACGUGUUCUAGAAUGGAGAGCCACAAGUCUUAUAAGCUGUCUUCGCUCUCUCAUAAUUCUGGUUUGUACCUUCGCCGUCCUGUAUCCAGUCCGGUAAACUCGGUUUUCAAGUUGACGGAUAAAAGAGCUUUCCAUUCGUCACCACAUGCACGAAUCAAAUUUAUGUUUUCUUCAAGAUCGCCAAAGAAUGGUGGCAAACCGUUUGUGAAAGUAUACAAAGUGUCACCACUUCUCAUCGUAUUCGCAGCAGUGAGUCUUUUCACUUUUAUCCUAACUUCGACAUUGAUUGUUAUUCCCUUCAUCUUCCAUUUUUUCUUGCCUUUUCUUAUUAUGUUCAUCUUCUUUAAACAGUUCAAAAGGUGGCAGAAAAAUGUUUUUUACAAGGACAUCUUAAAUUCUUUACCAAAAACCGAAUUGAAAAUAACAGUACCUACCAUGAGGUCAUUACAGAUGCAACCAAUGAUUCAAAGCUGGAAGGAUAUUUCAUCGAGAAUGGGCAUUCCUAAUGAAUUUGCCAAAGGUCUAAAUGUGGAUUUAGUGAAGCAAGAUGAAACCAGGAAGCAGUUUUUGAGUUUUUUGGAAAAAAGAGUAUUAGAGUCCUUUACUAAGAAUGAAAUGGGAAUAAGGUCAUACUUUUUGGGCGAUAACGUUGAGAAGUGGAUCAAAGAAUCAUAUGACCUGGAACUGGAUAUCGAGAACUGUCGUAGCGAAUUAAGGAAAUUUCAAGAUUCCAUAUUCGCCAGUGUCCAGUACAAAUUGUAUCUAGAUUCAAUGAAAAAUUUACCAUUGAACCCAUCGAAAAAACUUGAGGGUAAGAAACACCUUGCGAAUGUGUAUGUUCUCAUUUUAGAUAAGUCUUUCCCCGAAGUAAUGUUUAAUGGCGGAGGUUAUUCAAAGGCCGAUUUUUUCAAGAUAUUGCAGGAAAGUGAAACUGCCAAUAGCAAGAGAAUGCACAAUAUGAUUAUCGCAGUUAAGAGCGUCAAUACACUACUAUCUCGUCACUUUGUUAUCACAGCCAAGGGUGAUUCGGGCGAUUUCUUUUCAAGAUAUCAUGUUUCAAAAGUAGAUGGCAACCACACCGAAUAUACUUUGAGAGAAUAG